AUGGCCAGCGAAGCAGCAGCCCAAGUUCAACUCAAAAACUUCGAGUCCAUCUUCUCCCUCGAAGGCAAAGUCGCCGUCGUAACGGGUGGCUCUCGCGGUCUGGGAUUGCAUGUCGCGAGCGGUUUCCUCCAAGCGGGCGCAUCGAAAGUCUAUAUCUCAUCACGCAAAGCGUCAGCAUGCGAUGAAGCUGUUGCUGCGCUCAAUGCGCUCCCCAACAAGAGGCCGGGUGCACAAGCUAUCGCUGUCCCAGCGGAUGGCUCCAAGAUGGCCGAAUUAGAUCGAUUGGUUGCCGAAGUGUCCAAGACAACCGAUCAUGUUGAUAUCUUGUUCGCAAAUGCCGGUGCGACUUGGGGAGCCCCAUACGAUGAAUAUCCCGAGAAUGCGUUUAGUAAGGUGAUGGAUUUGAAUGUUAAGGGCGUUUUUUAUACUAUUCAGAAGUUCACUCCACUACUCGAGAAAAAAGCUACACUCGAAGACCCCUCACGAGUCAUCAUCACCGCCUCCGUAGCCGGCAUCGGUAUCGGCACCGUCGGCCCUCACGGAACAUAUGCAUAUUCCGCCUCCAAAGCCGCAGCAAUCAGUUUAACAAAGACUCUAGCCGUCGAAUUGGGACCACGACACAUCUUGACAAACGCCGUUGCACCCGGUUUCUAUCCAUCCAAAAUGGCGAAUGGAUUGAUGGAAUUGGCUGGUGGAGUGGAGAAGCUGGCGGCAGAGUCGCCGAAUGGACGUGUCGGUCAUCCGGAGGAUAUUGCAGGGUUAGUAGUCUUCUUGUCUAGUCGCGCCGCAUUGCAUAUUAACGGGGAUGUUAUUACAACGGAUGGUGGGAGGUUGUUGGGCGGUUAUAAACUGUAA
Talaromyces stipitatus ATCC 10500 is the source of this 855-nucleotide messenger RNA. Its product is annotated as oxidoreductase, short-chain dehydrogenase/reductase family. The record is from RefSeq and is a predicted model, not a curated record. The transcript is spliced from 2 exons. NCBI's taxonomy places the organism in Eukaryota, Fungi, Ascomycota, Eurotiomycetes, Eurotiales, Trichocomaceae. Gene Ontology annotation, molecular function: oxidoreductase activity. The coding region runs from base 1 to 855 and encodes 284 amino acids.